AUGAAAAAAAAUGAACACGAUGUCGCGGAUAUCAAAGGAAGGUUACUAAAGCUUGAAGAACGGGAGGAGGUCACACAGCUUAAGGCCGAGGUUGACUACUUAGAAUGGCAAAGCCGUAAACUAAACCUGGAAUUCCACGGAAUUCCGCAAACUUACAAUGAGAAUUUAUUGGAAGAAAUAAAUGCGCUAGCAGGAAAGGCCGAGCUCCCACAACUUUUGCAACAUGAUAUUGUGGCGAUCUAUCGACUACCCGCUAAAAAAGGAAAAACGCCAGGUGUUAUUUGUCGCUUUGCCAAACAAAUGAAGCGAGAUGAAUGGUGGCAAAACCGAAAGAAGCUGAGCUGUGUAGAUGAUAAGUUGUUUUUGCAAGAAAACAUAACCAAACGAACUCGUGCACUUCUUUUUGAGGUGAAAAACUGGGCAAAGAUAAACGGUUUCAAAUACGUCUGGCAUCACAAUGGACGAGUCCUCGUGCGCAGAACUGACGGCGAAAAUGCGGUGGCCAUUUCAAGUUCUAGCGACUUGAGUAAACUAAGAUAA
Dermacentor albipictus is the source of this 540-nucleotide messenger RNA. RefSeq lists its product as uncharacterized. Lineage: Eukaryota; Metazoa; Arthropoda; Arachnida; Ixodida; Ixodidae. The record is from RefSeq and is a predicted model, not a curated record.